GGAGGAGGAGGAGGAAGGAGAGGGAGUGGAGGAAUUUUCGCGCACUGUGACGGAACACCGAAGUAGAAACUCCUAAACUAGAUUCAACUUUUUUUCCCACCGCAGAAGCAACCAAGUUUCUUCUCAGGACUUUAUUGUUGUGGACUUUUGGAUUUUGGACCCGGACUCGAGGGAACUUUUCUCCUCUCAAUCGCGACAAGAUGAGAUGAUGGACUCCGGUGAUGUUUCCGAGAAGUCCACUUUCACGGUCCUCUCCUUGUUCUUGUUCUUCAUGUUCAUGUUCGGGCCGGCAAAGGUGGCCAGCACAGAUCGAGACUUGGAGUUUAUGGAGAGUCCCACUGCGGUGGUCUCGUCUCUGGGCCGCCCCGUGAGGCUGCAGUGCAGGCUGAGGGCGGCGUACGGCGAGGAGGAGCAGCGUCCUGACGUGGAGUGGCUGAAGGACGGUGUGCCACUUCGCACCGCCGAGACCGACCAGCUGGAGGUGCCAAACGGCCGCCAGCACUGGGUGGUGCUGAGCAUGCUCAGGAUUGACAGCGUCCAGCUUGGAGACAUGGGCAGCUAUCAGUGUGCGGUCCAGGUAGAAGGCCAGCAGAUCUUGUCUAAGGAGGGAAGCAUCCUGCUUGAGGGACUUCCUCACUUCUCCACUGAGCCUCAGCACAUGUCCGUUGUAGCCAACGAAUCACUGAGCCUGCACUGCGUGGCCCACGGCCCACCAGAACCCGUACGAGUCAUCUGGUUGCAGGACGGUGCUCCUCUGAACACCCUGGACGACCCGGUGGCCAUGUCGCCCUCUGUGCUCAACCUCACAGGUUUGAACCGGACCAGCACUUUCUCCUGCGAGGCCCAGAACAACAAGGGCGUGGCAGCCUCUGGAUCCGGAACCAUCACUGUGCUGCCUGCUCCGCCUCACCGCCUGAGGGCCGCCAAUGUCAUGCCGACCAGCCUCCGCCUGUCGUGGCAACCCGGCUUUGGAGGCGACUACCCGAUCGUGCGCUGCUCUGUGCAGACCUCAUCAGGAGAUGCAGACCAGAUCAUCCACUACCAGAAUGUCAGCGUCCCGCCGGCCGACCUCCUCUUGGAGGAUUUGGAGCCACACAGCGACUACGCUUUCAGGGUGGCGUGUCACAGCAGCCAGGGGGCGUCAGACUGGUCGCCGUGGGUGGCCGUGCACACGGCAGAAGGAGUACCUGAGAUGCCUCCAGACAACGUGACGGUGGUGCUGAACGGGACCAAGGUCCACCUGGUCUGGGAGAAACCCGCAGGGAAGCUUAAUGGUGACCUUCAGGGAUACUUGGUGGUCUACAGCACGCCCACCAUGCAGGAACCGGUUGUCAUGGAUGCCGGCCUGGACACGCAGCUGUCAAUCAACCUGUCUGUCCCGCUCAGCAACAUCACCUAUCAGGUGUGUGCAUACACGGGGGCGGGGGAAGGACCCUGGACGCCACUGCAGACUCUGACACUCGUCUCUGCUGGCCUGUCGUCGCCGCCGGCCUUCUCCUGGCACUGGUGGUACGUGGUGAUGGCCGCCACCGGCGCCGUGGCCCUGGCCGUGCUCAUGAUCGUGUACGUGGCCAAGCUGCGGCGGAAGCAGACGCGCUUCGGCGAUGCCUUCGAGCCCAUCAUGGAGAGCGGGGAGCUGGUGGUCCGCUACCGAGCGCGCCGCUCCUACAGCCGCAGGUCCACAGAGGCCACGCUGAACAGUCUGGGCAUCAGCGAUGAGCUGAAGCAGAAGCUGCAGGACGUGAUGGUGGACAGACACAAGCUGACGCUAGGAAAGACGCUGGGAGAAGGAGAGUUUGGCUCGGUGAUGGAAGGUCUGCUGACCCAGGAAGACUCUGUUCUCCGAGUGGCCGUCAAGACCAUGAAGAUCGCCAUCUGCACGCGCACAGAGAUGGAAGACUUUCUGCGUGAGGCCAUCUGCAUGAAGGACUUUGACCACUCCAACGUCAUGAGGCUGCUGGGCGUGUGUCUGCAGACUGUGGAGAGCGAAGGCUACCCCUCCCCCGUGGUCAUCCUGCCCUACAUGAAGCACGGCGACCUGCACAGCUACCUUCUCUACUCGCGGUUGGGAGAUUGUCCCGUGUACCUCCCCGCGCAGAUGCUGGUGAAGUUCAUGACAGACAUCGCCCGCGGGAUGGAGUACCUCAGCAGCAAGAACUUCAUCCACAGGGACCUGGCCGCACGCAACUGCAUGCUGAACGAGAACAUGAACGUGUGCGUAGCCGACUUCGGCCUCUCCAAGAAGAUCUACAAUGGCGACUACUACAGGCAGGGGCGGAUCUCCAAGAUGCCCGUCAAGUGGAUCGCCAUCGAAAGCUUGGCGGACAGAGUCUACACCACCAAGAGCGACGUGUGGUCGUUUGGCGUCACCAUGUGGGAGAUAGCCACCAGGGGUCAGACGCCAUACCCCGGGGUGGAAAACAGCGAGAUCUACGAUUAUCUGCGGCAGGGGAAUCGUCUCAAGCAGCCUCCAGACUGUCUGGACAGCAUAUACGCUCUGAUGUUCACCUGCUGGCUGCUGAGUCCAAAAGAUCGCCCGUCCUUCGAGUCGCUGCGUUGCGAACUGGAAAAGACCCUCGAGGACCUGCCGGACCCCCAGGACCCGGAAGAGAUCCUGUACGUGAACAUGGACGAAUCCUCUAUGGAGCUGGGUGCCGUGGGCGGCUGCGAACCCAUAGGUGGGUCCGCCCCUCUGUGCCUGAAGGGCCUGGAGGUGACCUCGGUGGAGGUGCACCGCCCCAACCGCUACGUCCUGUGCCCCCAGCACGAAAGCAGCCGAGCCCUGGGCGACUCCCUGGAGAGUCUGGACAUGCCCGUGUCGUCCUCCACCGCCACGCUGCCGCUGCAUCCGUCCCAACAUUCCACCCCCAACUUGACCCCCGCGCCCACGCCCACCACCGAGCUACUGGAGCAGCGGGAGGAGACCCGGAAGGUUCCCUGGCAGUGAUGGAGUGGAAUGCCUCUUUUACAUUUUUGUGGGAUCCACGUGAAAGAGGCUAAAAGACUGCAUGAAAUCUUUUUUUGCACACACACACACACACACACACACACACACACACACACACACACGUUCCAUGUUCUUUUUUCUCCUAAAAGUGGCACAUUUUCACCACGUUGUCCCGUGAAUGUUCAAAGUUCAGCACCUUCUGUGUGGGCGUCCUCGCUGGAAAGUUGUGCUCCUUUCUCUGGAGGGGAGGCGGUGUCAUUCUCUGACACCAUCGCUGACGAUGUACAUUCCCGCAUCUUCGCCAAACGGAUGAAACGGAAAAAAACUCAGCCGGGUCUCUCGGCUGUCUCCAAUGACGGUACCAAACAGUCCAGAUGGUCCAAAUACUCAGAAGAAGCACAGUGACUUUUAUUUUGUACGCUGAUUUUUCUACUUUGCCAACUUUUGCACUAAUGUUUUUUCUAUCAAGGUUUUGUCUAUACUGUGUAUGCCUUGUUUUUUUCCACUCUUCCAUGUGAUGGAGCGCUUUCUGCUCUUUGAACACUCGUCUGUUACAAAACAGCACCAGCUGGCAUCUUAAAGGCACUUAUUUGAUACAUGGCACUGUACAUAUGAGCCGCAUUUUCUUAUCGGAUUGAUGGAAUUAGAGGACAAAAUGUGUUUAAAGGAGGUACGCCAUGAAUUGUGUAAAGAAGCGCUACAGUAAUCCCUCAGCGCUUUGCGCUUUCAGUUUAGCGCCUUCACUCUCAGUUUUUCAAAAAUGUUUCCAUUGAUAAAUCAUGCUGUUUGGUGGUUUAAUAUGCAUAUUUAAGCAAAUCUUACGUUUUUUGGGUCUAAAAGAGGCAUAAAAAUGGCUAAAUGAAGUAAAAUACAAAUAUAAGGCAUUCAGAAAAUGCAUUCCUCGACGUGAUAUGUAGUAUCCUACACUGGUUAAAAACUGUAUUUAGAAGGUCGAAAAGAGGUUUUCUAUGCUCUAACUAUGAGAACAUUUCAUUUCUACAUAAGGAAUCCUACGACAUUCACUUAUCGCGGUCGGGUGUGGAACCAAUUAACCAUGAGGAAUGAGGGAUUACUGUACUUGCAUUGUUAGCUAGUCGUGCGUGUUGAAUGUAGAUGUUGCGAUGCAAGUGCCUUCACAGAGCUCGUAUGAUGCCCCCGUCCACGUGCUGACUGAACAAACCACCUUUAUUGGGUCACGUUUAUGGUUUUAUAAAGUUAUCUCCUGUAUUUUGUACAAAAAUCUUGUUUCCAUGGAGACUGUGUGUGUGUGUGUGUGUGUGUGUGUGCGUGCGUGUGUGUGUGAGACACGAGGCGUAGUGCAUGCAACCCGGUGGCUUCAGAAGUGAAUGUAAGAGAUCUGCACGUCGCCGUCCACCUCCAGCUUGUCGAUCUCGUUGACGGCCCGCAAGCGGUGCGUGAAAUCAAACAGCGGCUGACCGUUGACAAAGACCUUGAAGCGGUCGCUUCCGCAGCGGAUGGACAUCUUGAGAGAGGACGGGGAGAAAGGAAAUAAGACACGAUGACGCCGGGUAAGCAGGGCAGUGGGGACAAAGACGGCACUCACGUCAAAGUACUGUCCCUCCUUGAAGGGGUUGACGCUGAGCUGGCGCUCCUCUUGGCCCCAGCGGCCGCCGAUCAUGCUGUUCCUCACCACCACGCCGUCCCUCACGCGGGGGUUCAUGUGGAAGGCGACGUCUCGGGAUCGGCUGGCCACAAAGUUGAUGCUGAUCCUGGAAAAAGCAACUGAUGUUAACAGAAAUGAAACACUUCCUGUUUAGACUCCUUAGUUGUCCAGUUCAAGGCACUUGGGCAACUUUGGGGGAAGGUUCUUUUCUGGUAGCAAGAUCCAAAAAGGCAUGAAGGGGAAGCUCAAGAACCUGUUAGCUUGGUAGGGCACCAUGCCUCUGAUGAUGAUGGUCCUCUUGGAGAACAUUCCUCCUGGGAUCAUGCUGGAGUAAGGAAUGGGCUGCAAGAUUGAAGAGAGUCACUGCCAAUCCUGGAUAGACAACUAUUCAUUGUGAGAUAUGAAAGGGUUUCUGACACGAUUCAUCAACUUUGCUUACAUAUGUUAUAUAAUGUUUGUAAUUAUGUUCUACAUUUUUCCAUUUUUGAAAGCGAAUGGUAAACUUGCAAAAAUGACAUUUAUACUUCAUGGUGCCAGCCAGCUCUCGCUGUUCAGUCUCAUUUCCAGAAGUGACGUCAUCGCAGUACUAUCACUCAGCUACACAAGCAUAGCGGUGCACGAGACAGAGGAUGUUUACAGUGGUUACAGCGAAGACUUGAGCGAUGUGUCAAUAGUUUGAGGAGAAGGGAGAAACAUUUGGAGAUGAAAUAGAGAAUUUGUAGAACACGGACUUCAGCCUUAAGACACGAAGAUGAAGAAAGGUAAGUGUAAAUUACUCUCGGCGUAAAUGGAGUCUUUAUAGCCUGAUUUAUAUUUUGUCACAUCCACUGCCCCCGCCCCCUUCAUUAAACAUACUAUAUCGCUGUGAAAAGAUGUUUAUAUAACAUGUAUAAUGCAUUACAGCCUUGUCGCUAUCACGGAAUAGUGUUUAAAAGACAUUACGUAAACAAGACAUGACUUACUCUGUUCUGUGGCAACUUUUAUGUCAUUCUUGUCUUUUUUUUUUCCUGUGUACCGUUGGAAUAGCAUCCUUUUUCAAAGUGCAUUUAUACCGUACUUUCAAGCCAAAUGUUUCUUAUAAGGGUCUUCCUUCAUAGCAGUCAUUAGUGAAAUGAUCACUGCAAAGAACAUAACUCGAGGUGGGCGUCCAUCUGUCUCUUGUUCUCUGCACUUGCUUUGCCCACUCGGCUUCUGUGAACAUCCAGCAGCAACACAACAUUUUGUCAUGACUACUAUUUUGAUGAAAAAUAUACUGAACCAAGUCGACCAUCUACCUCGAGAAGCGUUUGUUUACUCUGCUUUAGCUGAGAGGUGUCACCCCGAUGAAAUGAGGCUGAACUCCGACAGCUAGUUCUUCAUGAGUGGCACGGGUGACAAUGUAGAAGAUAAUUUAAAAAUAUAUAUAACAUAUUUAAACAAAGUUGAUGAAUCCCUUUAAGGGACGGACCCUUUAAGAGUACGUUAUUAUGGACAAUUAAACAAUUACAAUUAUGGACACGUAUUGGGAUUUCUACAGGAAGUGGACAAAAAAAGUGGCGUUUUAACUGCUUUAACUGGAAGAUUUUUGAGUGUGUUUGAGGUAUUUGUGUCCAUUUGCCCACAUGCUUUUGUCCAGGGAUGUCGGAUUUUCAUAAAAAUGAGAUAGCGGUUCAUAUCGGUAUUG
This is a messenger RNA of Dunckerocampus dactyliophorus (ringed pipefish), 6234 nucleotides long. RefSeq names its product tyrosine-protein kinase receptor UFO. Gene Ontology annotation, cellular component: signaling receptor complex. The coding region runs from base 206 to 2947 and encodes 913 amino acids. Gene Ontology annotation, biological process: cell surface receptor protein tyrosine kinase signaling pathway; cell migration; protein phosphorylation. The transcript is spliced from 19 exons. The record is from RefSeq and is a predicted model, not a curated record. Lineage: Eukaryota; Metazoa; Chordata; Actinopteri; Syngnathiformes; Syngnathidae. Gene Ontology annotation, molecular function: transmembrane receptor protein tyrosine kinase activity; ATP binding; protein binding.